Messenger RNA from Solanum dulcamara, 975 nucleotides. RefSeq lists its product as uncharacterized. Bases 29 to 802 code for a protein of 257 amino acids. NCBI's taxonomy places the organism in Eukaryota, Viridiplantae, Streptophyta, Magnoliopsida, Solanales, Solanaceae. The record is from RefSeq and is a predicted model, not a curated record. The transcript has 5 exons.
AUUAAUAAAUAAAUAAAAUUACUAAUUCAUGACGUCGCCCUUUAAAUCCCUAACUAAAAUCCCUCAGUUAUCAUCAGUCUGUUGCUCUUCCGAUCCAAAGACAGAGAUCCAUUAUAGCAAAGGAAAGAGACGACGCACACUCGGUAAUACAUAUAUGAUUCGUCCUCGAACCCUACUGUUUUACUACUCAAACUCAUCAUCAAUCUCUCACAUUUCACACCGAUGGAUUUCUUCCACAACACAACUCCAAGCUUCAUGGAUUAACAAGAUUAAAGGUGCAUUCACCGGCCAAAAAACCAGCUCCGAUGCCGCCAAUAUACCCACCUCCGACUCAUUCACUCUCCUUCAAUUUGCGGAUCAAUUGGGCAAAGCGAGGAAGUUGGGGACUCUGAAGCAGUAUAUAGUAGGGAGAAGUAGUGAAGUUACAUUUGCUGAUGCUUUUGAGAAGCAGCAAGGUAUUCUUCAAUAUCUUGGUGCAUUGGAUCCCACUGGAGAGAAUCUUCAAACAAUUCAAAAGCAAGAGGCAGCAAAACAUUGCAAGUGCACAAUAGUUGAUGUCGAGAAUACGUUGGCAAAGUUUACUUGGGCAAAAGAGGCACAAAAGAAAAUUGAGAAGCUGAAGGAAGAAGGGAAGCCAAUGCCAAAGAGCCUGGCUGAGAUUCAAAAGUUGAUGGGUUCAUCCCCGAUGGAUAUUGCACAAUCAAACUUGGCUAAGAGUGGGCAAAUUAGUAGGAAUGCAUUCUGUCCUUGUGGUUCCAAGAAGAGAUACAAAAGGUGUUGCGGGAAGGAUUCAACAAGUUAAAAGGAGAGGUUUAAUCAACAAUUAGCUAGAGAUGAAGGGCAGACAUGUCCAAAAGAAGAAAUUCUUAUAUGGUCGGAUGGCAUUUUUUCCUUUGUCUUAAGCCAAUCGAUUGCUGUGUCGUUUAAUAAUGUUUUUAAGAUAAAAUAUUCUUAUUGAAAAAUUAUAAAAAGUUA